GGUUUGUUUUCCCCGCCUCCUGCGUGGCUAGAGUUUUUGGGGCUUGGCGGUGGCCGUGGUGGGGUAGCGAGGCAGGGCGUGGUGAGGUAAGGUGAGUCCCCAAGCGGGGUUCCCCGCAGUCAUGGCCUGCUCCAUUGUCCAGUUCUGCUACUUCCAGGACCUCCAGGCCGCCCGGGACUUCCUCUUUCCUCACCUGCGGGAGGAGACCCCCACCGGCGCCUUACGGAGGGAUCCUAGUAAAUCAACAAACUGGGAAGAUGAUGGUUGGGGAGCCUGGGAAGAAACAGAACCCCAAGAACCUGAAGAAGAAGGAAAUAUUUGCAAAACACAAAAAACUUCCUGGCUUCAAGAUUGUGUUUUAUCUUUAUCUCCCACCAACGAUCUUAUGGUUAUAGCCCGGGAGCAAAAGGCCGUGUUUCUAGUGCCAAAAUGGAAAUAUAGUGAUAAAGGAAAGGAAGAAAUGCAAUUUGCUGUUGGUUGGAGUGGUUCUUUAAAUGUCGAAGAAGGGGAACGUGUAACUAGUGCUCUUUGUAUCCCUCUAGCAAGCCAAAAGAGGAGUUCCACUGGGCGUCCUGACUGGACCUGCAUUGUGGUGGGUUUUACUUCGGGUUAUGUACGCUUCUACACUGAGAAUGGUGUACUCUUGCUUGCACAGCUGUUGAAUGAAGAUCCAGUGCUUCAGCUUAAAUGCAGAACCUAUGAAAUCCCCCGACAUCCUGGUGUAACUGAGCAGAAUGAAGAGUUGAGUAUCUUAUAUCCAGCUGCCAUUGUGACUAUUGAUGGAUUUAGCCUCUUUCAGUCUCUUCGUGCUUGUCGAAACCAAGUAGCAAAAGCUGCAGCAUCAGGCAAUGAGAACAUACAACCACCACCAUUAGCUUAUAAGAAGUGGGGUCUGCAAGACAUUGACACUAUUAUUGAUCAUGCUAGUAUUGGUAUUAUGACUCUGUCCCCUUUUGAUCAAAUGAAGACUGCUUCCAAUAUAGGUGGAUUUAAUGCGACAAUUAAAAACAGUCCACCUGCCAUGUCUCAGUAUAUCACUGUAGGGUCCAAUCCAUUUACUGGCUUCUUCUAUGCUCUAGAGGGAAGCACACAACCAUUAUUAUCCCAUGUUGCACUAGCAGUUGCAAGUAAACUCACUUCUGCUUUAUUUAAUGCUGCCAGUGGUUGGCUUGGUUGGAAAAGUAAGCAUGAAGAAGAAGCUGUCCAAAAGCAGAAGCCAAAGGUGGAGCCAGCUACCCCUUUAGCUGUAAGAUUUGGACUUCCAGAUUCUAGACGCCACGGUGAAAGUAUAUGUCUGUCUCCAUGUAACACACUGGCAGCAGUAACAGAUGAUUUUGGCAGAGUUAUUUUAUUAGAUGUAGCAAGAGGAAUUGCAAUACGCAUGUGGAAAGGGUACCGAGAUGCACAAAUUGGAUGGAUUCAAAUUGUAGAGGAUCUCCAUGAAAGAGUCCCAGAAAAGGUGGACUUUUCCCCCUUUGGAAAUAAUCAGGGUCCCAGUAGAGUAGCUCAGUUCCUUGUCAUCUAUGCACCAAGAAGGGGAAUUUUAGAAGUGUGGAGCACACAGCAGGGACCUAGAGUAGGAGCUUUCAACGUGGGAAAGCACUGCAGGCUGCUGUAUCCUGGCUACAAAAUAAUGGGUUUAAAUAACGUUACCAGUCAAAGUUGGCAGCCGCAGACUUACCAAAUCUGUCUCGUUGACCCUGUGUCUGGAAGUGUGAAAACGGUGAAUGUUCCUUUCCAUUUGGCACUGAGUGAUAAGAAGAGUGAACGAGCCAAGGACAUGCACUUAGUAAAGAAACUAGCAGCCUUAUUGAAAACAAAAUCUCCCAAUCUUGAUUUGGUUGAAACAGAAAUAAAGGAGUUAAUUCUUGAUAUUAAGUACCCUGCAACCAAAAAACAAGCCUUGGAAGGCAUUUUGGCAAGUGAACGUUUACCAUUUUCCUGCCUUAGAAACAUCACUCAGACUUUAAUGGACACAUUAAAAAAUCAAGAACUUGAGUCUGUUGAUGAAGGGUUGCUACAAUUUUGUGCCAGUAAACUGAAAUUACUACAUCUUUAUGAGUCUGUCAGUCAGUUGAAUUCCGUUGAUUUUCAUUCAGAUACACCAGUCUCUGAUAAUGAUUUAGCUAUAUUACUAAGGCUUGAUGAAAAAGAACUACUUAAGCUCCAGGCAUUAUUAGAGAAAUAUAAACAAGAGAACACCAGAACUACUGUCCGGUUUUCUGACGAUAAGGAUGGUGUGUUGCCUAUAAAGACGUUUCUGGAAUAUUUAGAAUAUGAAAAAGAUGUGCUCAACAUAAAGAAGAUAAGUGAAGAAGAAUAUGUGGCUUUAGGUAGUUUCUUUUUUUGGAAGUGUUUGCAUGGAGAAAGCUCCACUGAGGAUAUGUGUCACACUUUGGAGUCUGCUGGACUUAGCCCUCAGCUGUUGUUGUCUUUGCUCCUGAGUGUUUGGCUUUCUAAGGAAAAAGAUAUUUUGGAUAAACCACAGUCUGUCUGCUGUCUUCACACGAUGCUGUCCCUCCUGAGCAAGAUGAAAGUGGCAAUUGAUGAGACCUGGGAUUCUCAGUCUGUGUCCCCUUGGUGGCAGCAGAUGCGCAUGGCCUGUAUUCAGGCUGAGAACAAUGGAGCUGCUCUAUUAUCUGCACAUGUUGGGCAUUCUGUUGCUGCACAGUUAUCAAACAAUAUGACAGAGAAAAAAUUUUCUCAAACAGUUUUGGGUACUGAUUCAGAAGCCCUGACUGAUUCCUGGGAGGCUCUUUCUCUUGACACUGAAUACUGGAAACUCCUGCUGAAACAACUGGAGGAUUGUCUCAUACUCCAGACUCUGCUUCACAGCAAAGGGAGCAGCACUCGAAACUCCAAAGUGUCAUCAUUGCAAGCUGAGCCACUUCCAAAGCUUUCUGUUAAAAAAUUGUUAGAAGGAGGAAAAGGUGGCAUUGCAGACAGUGUGGCCAAGUGGAUAUUUAAACAAGACUUUAGCCCUGAAGUAUUGAAACUGGCUAAUAAAGAAAGAGAUGUAGAAAAUCCAGAUGAACCCAAAGAAGGUAUUAACAGAGGUUUCUUUGAGGUGUCAGAGGUGGAGACGGACUUAGGAGCCAUACCAGACUUGCUACGUUUAGCCUACGAGCAAUUUCCUUGUAGCCUUGAGCUUGAUGUGCUACAUGCCCACUGCUGCUGGGAGUAUGUUGUUCAGUGGAAUAAAGAUCCAGAGGAAGCACGUUUUUUCGUAAGGUCGAUAGAACACUUGAAGCACAUUCUUAAUGCACAUGUUCAAAAUGGCAUUGCGUUGAUGAUGUGGAAUACAUUCUUGGUUAAAAGGUUUUCUGCUGCUACAUACUUGAUGGAUAAGGUUGGCAAAUCACCAAAGGAUAGGUUAUGCCGAAGGGAUGUGGGGAUGAGCGACACAGCAAUGACAUCAUUCCUGGGCUCCUGCUUGGAUCUUCUUCAGACUUUAAUGGAGGCAGACAUUAGCAGGGAUGAAAUACAAGUGCCUGUCCUGGAUACUGAAGAUGCUUGGCUCUCUGUAGAAGGACCUAUCUCGAUAGUGGAGCUGGCCCUUGAACAGAAGCACAUCCACUACCCACUAGUGGAGCAUCAUUCCAUCCUGUGCUCCAUCUUGUAUGCAGUCAUGAGGUUUUCUCUGAAGACGGUGAAGCCACUUUCACUUUUUGAUAGUAAGGGAAAAAAUGCAUUUUUCAAAGACUUAACUUCAAUUCAGUUAUUACCCAGUGGGGAAAUGGAUCCAAAUUUUAUUUCUAUACGACAACAGUUCUUACUGAAAGUUGUCAGUGCAGCUGUCCAGUCCCAGCAUUCAGUGACAAAGGAGAGAGAUCCCUCAGAAGAGGCAGCAGCCAUUCCUGGGAAGGAUCAAGAUUGGCCAGUUCUAGCCGUGGAUCUAGCCCAUCACCUUCAAGUUAGUGAAGAUGUUGUUAGGAGGCAUUAUGUAGGGGAGCUCUACAACUAUGGAGUUGACCACUUAGCAGAAGAGGCCAUUCUACAGGUUCAUGAUAAAGAGGUCCUCGCCUCUCAGCUGCUAGUGUUGACAGGGCAAAGGCUGGCUUAUGCUCUUCUCCACACCCAGACAAAAGAAGGGAUGGAGCUGCUGGCCAGAUUGCCGCCCACACUCUGCACUUGGCUGAAGGCAAUGAACCCCCAGGAUCUUCAAAACACUGAAGUGCCAAUUGCAACAACAGCUAAACUAGUAAAUAAAGUAAUUGAGCUUUUACCAGAAAAACACGGGCAGUAUAGUCUAGCCUUACACCUCAUUGAAGCUGUGGAAGCCAUAUCCAUUCCUUCUUUGUGACACUUAUCUACUGAAAAUAGUCUAAAAUUGUGUGACUAUAACAUGAAUUACUGCAUGGUUAUUUUACAUAGUAAGAUCUGAAAUUUUAUGGAAUAUGUGGGGGGUUUUUUGGUAAAUUAAAUAAAAAUAUAUAUUACUUUUAAAAAGUGCAAUCCUGGUUAAAUCCCACUUCUUUGGUUAAUACUGAAGAUAAAAUACAAAUAUUAUAGUAAUACAGAUGUUUUACUGUUUAUUUUUAAUUCAAAUGCAUAAGUAGCUUUAUUGUUAAACUUUGCUAUUUAAAAUUGGUUUUAAUUUACAGGUUAUGUUCUUAUUAUUAAUAAGAUUCUAUAUUUCAUACCUAAAAAGUUAUUGUGAUUAAAUGUGUUCAUGUAUACUCCCCAUCAGCAAACUUAGAGAAAGCUCCCACUUUCCCUUAUGAAAUGUUUAGGAAAUAUGUUCCUUAUCAUGCUUAAUCCCAUAGUAGCUGCACCUGGGAGUUCUGGGUGCUGACAGGUUCCUUUCCCAAAGGUGCUGCUGAUACCAUCAGAGGAGGAAGAAUGGAUGGGUUCAGGAUCAUCAGUAGGGACCCUCGAUAGAACCCUUAACCUGUUGUAAUUGCCAAAAUUGAUAAUCUGACAUGCUAACAAUGCAACAAAAUCAGUUACAAUGUAAAUUAAGAUUUGCUUUUUGCCAAGUUGCAAAGUUGUGUCCACAUCAGGUAAUUGUAAAAAAUGUAUUAUCUUGUAAAACAUAUAUAUAUAUAUAAAGAGGGGAAGAUACUAAAAAUUUUAAGUCCAACUUUAUUUUUCCUACAAGUGUUUAGAAAUAUCUGCUUCUGGGAUUUGGUAAUGUUAUCUGUCCUUGGGAACAUUACAGAAAAAAAAAUGCAUAGUGAUAUUACAGCUUUAGCAAACCUACCUCACAGAUGGGUUGAGAGGAUAAAAUACAAUGAAUUUUGUACCCUAUAGUGCCUAGAGCAGUCCAAGUGCUAAAUAUUUACUAAUUAAGACCAAACUAACCAAAAGUCUGUAAAAAGUGCUUUGAGCUCUACAGAUACCAAGAAUUUAUUAUGGUAUGUCUUUGGAAUGUAGCCUUAUAGUACAAUUGUUGAUAUCUGUCAUGCAUUACAGUUGUUAUUCAUAGUGACUCAUUGUGUACAGAAGUUUGUUUCUUCACUCCCUUGUAAGAAGCCAACUCUAGCAUUGUGCAAAGUUGAGAAGAAUGGCCUUCAGGGAUAUAAAGAAAAAAAGACCUGUUGUUUUGAGAAUAUUCUAGUGUGAAUUAUUUUUCACUAAGGAUCACAUCCAAAUAAGAACUUAACUAGAUUAAAAAUAAUGGUUUAAGUGACUAUCAAUUUUCAGAUCUUGAAAGAAAAGGGCUUUAAGAUGUGAUGUUUGGGGCGUGUCUUGUGAGCCGAGGUGCAUGUUGUACAGAGUAACAGCACUGGAGAGGGCCUGAAGCUAGUCCAGCCUCUCAGCCUCUGCUUGGAUCUCCACACCCCAGGUAGUCACAUUCUAGGAUUCCUAUGAAUACAUCUAGCUUUAUAUAAUCACCUGUAACAUGUAUUCUACAACAUUAGUUUUUCCUGAGAUUUUUUUUGAAAUACUUAGAAAGUAAUAUGAAUUUAGAAGUUUGGUUAAAGAAACUUGGAGUUAAAGGCAUUUUAAAAAUUGAAAUCCUCUCAAUUCCAUUAUCACUUUUUGGAGGGGUACUGAGGUUACAUAUCAAGUAUGAGACUUGCUGAGAAGCAGCAGCUGAAAUAUGGCUCACAGAACCUUAACACAAAUCACUGAGUUUCUAAUUAGAUUUAUCAUCUGAAAAUUUAAAAUUCGUAGAUUUUUCAAAUUUAGUUUUAUGGUUAAAAGCAGUUAAAUAUUUUACUACUUAAUUAAGGGCUUUUAAAAUAAAUCUGAUAAUAAAGAAAAAUAAGUACCUAUGUAUACAUUCUGUAACAACAAAAAGCCACAAAAAGAGGAAUGAGAUUUUAUGUAGAAUGGGUGAUUAACUAAAAACAAAGGUUUGGUGACCAUCACUGUAAUUACUGGUAAGCUAAUAACUGGUAGUGUCCUCCUAGAUAUACCCCUCCACUUUUCCUUAUUACAUACACAUUUUUUUACCUUGUUAAAUUAAUUCUAUUGUAUAUUGUUAAAGAGAACACAGGUGUUCAAAAAUCAUAACUUCUAUAUUACAGAUUGUGUUUUUAGAUGUAGAGCUAGAGAGGCCAGGAUAUAUGUAGAUAAAGGGGUUCAAAAUGUGUCAUACUUUUACAGAAAGAAAAGUUUCACCCUUGUUAUAAAAAUUCAUCUAAGGUCAAAGUAAACACUAACAUUUACAUUGCUUUUUUAAAAAAAUCAAUUACAACUUAAAAUAAUAGAAAACAUUCAAUAAUCCUAAGAUUACACUAAUAUAACAUUCACCUAGAAGUUCCUGUGGUCCAUUUCAUUUGUAAAAGAAGAUAUUUUGACAGUACACUAUAGCAACAGUAAAAGCCCCCUCUCACCGUAACAAGAAUGGGUUUGCUGGGCUCUUAAGACUUCUGCUCAAUAGAUUAGCCAUCCUUAGACUUUAAUCCAAUACUGGAUUGUUUAUAAAAUGCUCUUACUUAUCUAUUGUAAUGUAAGUAGUGAAAUUCUGUAUAUACUGCUGUUUUUCUGUAUUCAUUAUUGUGAACUUGUGUAUAUUAAUGAAAUAAAUCCUCCGCUUUCAA
This is a messenger RNA of Marmota monax (woodchuck), 6992 nucleotides long. RefSeq names its product RAB3 GTPase activating non-catalytic protein subunit 2 (gene Rab3gap2). The transcript has 35 exons. Gene Ontology annotation, biological process: regulation of GTPase activity. The record is from RefSeq and is a predicted model, not a curated record. Lineage: Eukaryota; Metazoa; Chordata; Mammalia; Rodentia; Sciuridae. Bases 122 to 4303 code for a protein of 1393 amino acids.